Molecule: messenger RNA, 1471 nt
Organism: Paramacrobiotus metropolitanus
Lineage: Eukaryota; Metazoa; Tardigrada; Eutardigrada; Parachela; Macrobiotidae
Product: DCN1-like protein 4
Exons: 7
Coding region: 227-1018 (263 amino acids)
Biological process (GO): positive regulation of ubiquitin-protein transferase activity; protein neddylation
Cellular component (GO): ubiquitin ligase complex
Molecular function (GO): ubiquitin-like protein binding; ubiquitin conjugating enzyme binding; cullin family protein binding
Source: RefSeq, a predicted model, not a curated record
GUCCUGACUCCUGACAUUCAUGACAAGCUGUUUUAACAGGAGCUUCUGCAGUUUUAUAAUUUUUUAUUUUUUCUGCGAAUACUACGUUUUCACCGUUUUGUUUUGUUUAACCUUGUUAUGGUCAUAUAUACCCAGUUUCAUUUUUUGCACAAUUUUGGUGCACUUGGAUUUGUCUGAUUGUAGCGCACUGUUUUCCAGCUUUCUCAUUUGAAAUCUUUCUGUCAAGAUGCCCAACAAAAAAGGGACAAAAAGGGUUGCUGCUCAACCUAAAGCGCCGCGAACGAAGCUGGCAAAGACCUCGCUGGGAAAUGAUGUCAGUGCAGCUGGGGAUCGCGAGACGAUCCAGCGCGAAAAAAUAGACAAAAAAACUUGCGAAAAUGACACAUCACCGUUCUCGGAAGCGCGAUGCAUUGAAUGGUUUCGUCACUACGCGGAGAAGUCAAAAAGCAAAAAGGGUGCCUCUGCAAUUUCACGCAACGGACUGGCCAAAUUCUGCGCAGCUGUGGAUAUGGACCCCAAUGAUGUAGCGGCGAUCGUACUAAGUAAAAAACUGGAUUUAAAAUCGGAAGAGGAUACGGUUUCGCAAUCUUCCUGGGUUGCGGUGAUGGCUAAACUUGAGUGCGACAGCAACGAAAAGUUCAAAAAGAAGAUGCCGGAAAUGCUUCUGGAGAUCAAAAAGCGUCCGGAACUUGUUGCAUUGUGCGAGUAUGCUUUUGGAUUAGCCAAACAACCAGGAGAAAAAGCUGUUGCGACUGAAGUUGCUGCGGAACUGUUCUCAGUGAUGCUAAAGUCCUCGUGGGCUCUCUUUCCGGAUUUUGCGGAGUUUUUCCAGUCUUCGGGAACGAAAGGUGUUUCUCUCGAUACAUUUGUGGGAGUCUGUGAUUUGGCCAACCGGCAUCCUGACCUUUCCAGUGUCCAGGCGUAUGAUUCCAGUUUGGCGUGGCCAUCCUUGGCUGAUGAAUUUAUGGAAACCUUAACAAAGAAACUGCCUGAACGCCAAGGAAACGAAGAAAAUUGAUGCAUCAGGAUGUACAAAUUUGUGUCCUAUGGAGCAAGUAUUUACCCGUCUUCGGUUGUUUUGUCGUUAAAUUUUUCUUAAGGUUAAAACACUGGGUAGUGUUUUUGUGAUUGACUAUUGAACAUCUCUUUGCUUUGAAAAGUUUUAUAUCGACAUUUACCAUUUAGUGAUGAUUGGAUGAUCUUGAUUGAGUUUACAAAUCUGUUUUGUAUAAACUGUAAAACUACUUUUGCACCCCGGCGACCGCUUCUUGGAUGAUGUUUAUGCGAAUAUCGGCGGAACAUAAGCGUGCGUUCAGUUUCCACGUAGCCGUGCAUGUUAUUCAUUAUUAGUCGUCAGUGGUUAGACUGAACUCUCUUCUGGUAGAUGUUUUGAAAUAUGAUAAAAUAUCUUUACUUCAAGUACUACGUAUACAGUGUAUUGAUGUGAUUAGUAGCAAAAUAAAACUGGAGC